Messenger RNA from Erigeron canadensis, 2592 nucleotides. Its product is annotated as helicase-like transcription factor CHR28. NCBI's taxonomy places the organism in Eukaryota, Viridiplantae, Streptophyta, Magnoliopsida, Asterales, Asteraceae. Bases 1 to 2577 code for a protein of 858 amino acids. Gene Ontology annotation, molecular function: ATP binding; ATP-dependent chromatin remodeler activity. The record is from RefSeq and is a predicted model, not a curated record. The transcript is spliced from 10 exons.
AUGAAAGAUUCGGCUGCUAAUGGCAGGGUUCUGCCUGCAUGGGCUUCUUCAUCUGUGUCAAGUAAUACAGGCUCUCGUGGAUCAGCUCAAAGAAGGUUCCGUCCUGGUAAAAAUUUUACAUAUUCAAACAGGUACACAUCAAGUCAUGUCAAGCACAACAAAGUUUCUUCGAAUGAAGGUACACAAUUAGAUAAUCGGUUGCUACAAAAUGAUGCCAAAAGAAUACUUCCGUCUUCCAUUGAACUAUCUGAAAGUAGUUCAAGGCCAAUGAAAGGUGUGGAUAGCAGUCAAGUAUAUGAAAACUCUGGGAAACCUUAUAAUUUGAGACGGGCUAAUAAAGAUGUAGCUAUGCAAAACAACCCCGGAAGUAGGGUUUUACCACCAUCAAUGAAGUCCCCGAUGGGUGUUGCAAGUACGCAGAGUUCUGUUCAAGAAACAGUUGGUGACGAGAGGCUGAUCUAUCAAGUAGCAUUACGGGAUAUUAAUCAACCAAUAGUUGAAGCAUCUUUACCAGAUGGUCUUUUAUCUGUAUCUCUUUUCAGACAUCAGAAAAUUGCGUUGGCCUGGAUGCUUCAGAAGGAGAACAGUGAGGCUUGUUCUGGUGGAAUUUUGGCUGAUGAUCAGGGCCUUGGCAAGACCAUAUCGAUUAUUGCCCUUAUACAGAUGUGUAAAGUUUCAUCAAGUCCAAAAUCUGAGGAUCCUUGCUUUUCGAAAGCUGAACCAUUCGACUUAGAUGGCGACAAUGAUAAAGGAACUAUAGUUACUAAACUAAAAAGUUCCGUGUCAAAACGGGACUUUGACAAUUGGAAGCAUGCAGGAGGCUCAUUGGUCGUCUGUCCAGCAAGUGUACUACGGCAAUGGGCUCAAGAAUUGGAUGACAAAGUUACAAAUGAAGCUAAACUUGAAGUUUUAAUCUAUCAUGGAUGCAAUAGGACCAAAGAUCCUGCUGAGCUGGCAAAAUAUGAUGUAGUCCUCACAACGUAUUCCAUUGUGGCAAAAGAGGUUGCUACUGAAACUUGUGAUGAAGAUGAGGACGAAGAUGAAUAUGAUUAUGACGAUGAUCAAGAAAAUAAGAGAAGGAAGCAGUCUCGUGUUAGUAAGAAAGGAAAGAAGAGCAAAAAAAGUAUUUCUUCAAAUGAUUAUGAUGGCACUCUUGCAAAAGUGAACUGGUUUAGGGUGAUAUUAGAUGAAGCUCAAACAAUUAAAAAUAGCAGCACACAGGUUUCUAAAUCCUGCUGUGGACUUAAGGCAAAAAGGAGAUGGUGCUUAUCUGGAACACCUAUGCAGAAUUCAUUAAAUGAAUUGUAUAGUUAUUUCAGAUUCCUGAAAUGUGAACCUUAUGCAAAGUACAAGUCAUUUUGCAAUCAAAUAAGAGACCCGAUAUCUAGAAACUCAAGUCAGGGUUUUAUGAAACUCCAAGCUGUGCUGAAGGCAAUAAUGCUUCGCCGAACAAAAGACACUUUGAUUGGUGGUAAGCCUAUUAUCAACUUACCUCAAAAAACAAUAAAUAUAACAACCGUGGAUUUCUCAACUGAGGAACGGGCUUUCUAUCUCAAGCUAGAAGCAGAAUCAAGCUCGCGAUUCAAGGCAUAUGCGGCUGCAGGCACGGUAAGGCAAAACUAUGCAAAUAUUUUAACGAUGCUUCUGCGCCUUCGCCAAGCUUGUGACCAUCCAUUGCUGGUAAAGGGAUUUAAAUCGGAAUCAGUUAGUCAAGAUUCUACAAAAGUAGCAAUGAGGCUUCCGGCAGAUAAGAGAGCCAAUUUGUUGCAUAUUUUGGAAACGCUAAAUAUAUGUCUCCUCUGCAGCGAUCCACCUGAGGAUGCGGUUAUCACCAUUUGUGGACAUGUUUUCUGCUACCAAUGUGUAUGUGAAUAUAUAAUAGGGGAUGACAACAUUUGUCCAUCACCUAAGUGCAUAACUCAGAUUGGUGGUGAUGUCUUAUUUACAAAAGCUACUCUAAAGAGCUGUAUUUCUGAGGAUGAUGAUCAUUGUAAUUUGUCUGGAGUUGAUGAGAAAUCUUUAGUUUUUCAGACUUGUUAUACUUCUUCCAAGAUCAGCGCCACUCUAGACAUCAUUCGGUCCCAUUGCCGAUCAAGUGAUUCCAUAAAAGCGAUUGUAUUCUCCCAGUGGACAAGAAUGUUGGAUUUGGUUGAAAUGGCACUGAAUCAGAAUUGCAUAGAAUACAGGAGGCUUGAUGGGUCAAUGUCUCUGGUCUCAAGGGACCGGUCUGUCAAAGAAUUCAACACCGACCCUGAGGUAAUUGUUAUGCUGAUGUCACUAAAAGCUGGAAAUCUUGGUCUAAACAUGGUGGCUGCAUCCCAUGUUAUCCUUCUAGAUCUUUGGUGGAAUCCAACUACUGAAGAUCAAGCUGUUGAUCGAGCUCAUAGAAUUGGACAGACUCGCCCCGUCACAGUGUCGAGGCUAACCAUUAAGGACACAGUUGAGGACAGGAUUCUUGCACUCCAGGAAGAAAAGAGGAAACUGGUUGCUUCUGCUUUCGGGGAAGAUCAAACUGGAAGUUCAGCUGCUCGUUUAAAUGCAGAUGAUCUAAAAUAUCUGUUUAUGGGUGCUCAUUAAUUUACUAAUGAUUUU